This is a messenger RNA of Botrytis cinerea B05.10, 1497 nucleotides long. RefSeq lists its product as hypothetical. Gene Ontology annotation, biological process: protein quality control for misfolded or incompletely synthesized proteins. NCBI's taxonomy places the organism in Eukaryota, Fungi, Ascomycota, Leotiomycetes, Helotiales, Sclerotiniaceae. The record is from RefSeq and is a predicted model, not a curated record. Gene Ontology annotation, molecular function: ATP-dependent peptidase activity; ATPase binding; serine-type endopeptidase activity. The coding region runs from base 315 to 689 and encodes 124 amino acids. The transcript has 3 exons. Gene Ontology annotation, cellular component: endopeptidase Clp complex.
GCAAUCCGAACCAAAUAAAUCAUGGACCCCCGUACCAUAUAUCACAGAGACGAUUGUGAGCAGGAUAUAGAACCCUAUGACUUUGCGAAUAUGUGCUAAUGAGAUAGGGAGGUGGAUGGCGUACCUCGGAUAUAUUUUCCAAGCUUUUACAAGAGCGAAUUAUUUGUUUGAAUGGCGAGGUCAAUUCAUCACUUUCGGCGGCCGUUGUAGCCCAACUCCUUUACCUCGAAUCCGACGCUCCAGAAAAAGCCAUAACUCUAUACAUUAACUCGCCGGGUGGCUCCGUCACCGCCGGUCUCGCCAUCUACGACACAAUGACCUAUAUCAAAUCACCCGUCUCCACUGUCUGCGUCGGUCAGGCCGCAUCCAUGGGCUCGCUUCUUCUAUGCGGAGGAGAACCAGGAAAAAGAUUCUGUUUGCCGCACAGUUCGAUUAUGAUACAUCAACCAAGUGGAGGAUAUUCAGGCCAAGCUACCGAUAUCGCGAUUCACGCGACGGAGAUUCUGAGGGUUAGAAAGAGCCUGAAUGAGAUUUAUAAGAGGCAUUUGACCAAGGAACACAGCCUGGAAGAAAUUGAGAGGAUGAUGGAGAGGGACAAGUUUUUGAGUGCGCAGGAGGCGUUGGAGAUGGGUAUUGUGGAUGAAAUUCUUGACAGACGGGAACCUGAAGGAAAGAAGGAGAACAGUUAGGAGUUAGGUUUCUUAGGGCUAUACAUAAUUCAGAAGAAACGUCCUGAAGGAUUUGAAGGUUCGACCUUGCGCUUUCCCUUCCAAGAAAGAUCGCGAGAUUCAGGCUUUGAUUAUUGCCCCAUAGCGUACGAGAUGCAUGUCCAGUUAUGGCUCAAGGCUCUUGGUUUCUUCCUUAGGGGCGAUAUUGUGUGGCUUUUCGAGGUUCUUAACUCACAAAAAUGUCUGGCGGGUACGGAAUCCGCGUUCAAUGAGACUGGAACCUCUCGCUCGAGUGGAGCGAUUAUCAUUUACGCCGCACAGAGAUUUCCCUGAUAAAUACUUUUUUUCCCCACAAGGCAUCACACAAUCAACUAUUUUCCUCCACAUUGGGAUCUUGAAUUACCGAGCACAUAUGCCAAAGUUGUUGGAACAUUAGUAUGAGGUCUAGCGUUCAUGAUUCAAAACGGAAUCCUGCUAUAUCUUAUCUUUGCAAGGCAUCACUCCCUCAACCUUAAAUCUUUUUAUCUACCCCUCUUUAUCAUUUAUUUUGCCGGAAUGCGUAUCUACUCCCAAUACUCCCAGUUCCAUUGCCACAGAAGAAAUUUAGCCCCUCUCUUUCCAACGUGAUCGCAUCAAUAUCUCGUUCUGUAUUCUCUCGUUUUAACUCUCCAAUAUGAUACCAACUGAGCUCAAUUCUUUCACAUACGACCAUAGACUGAAGAGAAUUGGGCAUCCCGUCCGCUCUGCCAUACACAAGCUUCAGAUCGGUGGAUUAGUAGUUGGGUGGGUGACCACCAGCGAAUCCCCACUGUUGUAUGUUCCUUUUGCA